Messenger RNA from Meloidogyne enterolobii, 219 nucleotides. The record is from the annotation of a GenBank genome assembly. NCBI's taxonomy places the organism in Eukaryota, Metazoa, Nematoda, Chromadorea, Rhabditida, Meloidogynidae.
UUUGAUAUUUUAAGGAUGGGAAUGAUAAGAGACGCGGAGAAUCAAUUUCUGUUAUCUUUACAACGUUGUCCUAUGGUGGAAACGUUUGUUUUAUUGGGAAAAUGUUAUCGAAGACUGGAUCAGCCUCUUUCAUGUGUGGAACGUCUCAGGAAUGGCUUGGAACAAUUCCCAAAUGAACCAACAUUAAUGACUAAUUUAGCCAGAAUAUAUGAGGCAUAA